CUUUUUUGCAAACCUCCUCUACCCACCCAUCCCGCGCCCGGAUUGCUUUUGUGCCGCGAUGGGGUGGGAAAAGCGAGCCCCCGGGUCCCCCUUCGCCGGCGCUCGCCUCCUGCGCCUCCUCUUGCCGCCGCUGCUGCUGGCAUCGUGGCUGGGCAGUUGCAAUGGAAGUUGUCCCGAGAGGGAACUGGAGAGGAGGGAGGAAGAAGCCAACGUUGUCCUCACAGGGACGGUGGAGGAAAUCGUGAACGUGGAUCCGGUGCAUCAGACCUACUCUUGCAAGGUGAGGGUCUGGCGGUAUCUGAAGGGCAAAGAGGUUGUGACUCAUGAGAUCCUCCUGGAAGGUGGAAAUAAAGUCAUGAUUGGGGGAUUUGGGGACCCCUUGAUCUGCGACAACCAGGUGUCCACAGGGGACACCCGGAUUUUCUUCGUCAACCCUGCUCCGCACUAUAUGUGGCCUGCUCACAAGAACGAACUGAUGCUCAACUCAAGCCUCAUGCGGAUUACACUGCGAAAUUUGGAAGAGGUGGAGCACUGUGUGGAAGACAAACCAGGGUACUAUUUUCCACAGCAGCUGCCAACGCCACAGGAUGUGUGUCGAGGUGUGCUGUGUGGGUUUGGCGCCGUGUGCGAGAGGAGUGCAACAGGCCCCUCCCAGGGACUAUGUGUGUGCAAGAAGACCACGUGCCCCUCAGUGGUGGCCCCUGUCUGUGGCUCGGAUUAUUCUACCUACAGCAACGAAUGUGAGCUGGAGAAGGCUCAAUGCAACCAACAGCGCCGGAUCAAAGUCAUCAGCAAAGGGGCAUGUGGUUCAAAGGACCCCUGUGCAGAGGUGACCUGCAGCUUUGGAAGCACCUGUGCCCGCUCCACGGAUGGGCUGUCAGCUAAGUGCAUCUGCCCGUCCUCAUGCAGCGGCGUGCCUGAAAACGUGGUGUGCGGCAGCGAUGGCAAGGACUACCGCAGCGAGUGCCACCUCAACAGGCACGCCUGCGACAAGCAAGAGAACCUUUUCAAGAAGUUUGACGGACCUUGUGACCCUUGCAAGAGCACCCACAACGACAUGAACAGAGUUUGCCGGGUCAACCCUCGCACUCGGCGUGCUGAGCUCCUGCUCCGGCCUGAGAGCUGUCCACCGAAGCGGGAUCCAGUGUGUAGCGAUGAGGGGGUAACCUAUGACAACGACUGUGUCAUGCUGAGGUCGGGCGCCAUUCGGGGGAUCGAGAUCCAGAAAGUGCGGUCAGGACAGUGCCUGCUUCAGGACAAGUGCAAGGACGAGUGUCGCUUUAACGGCGUGUGCCUGAACCGCCGGGGGACUGCCCGCUGCUCGUGCGAGCGCAUCGCUUGUGAUGGCUCCUACCGGCCUCUCUGCGGCAGGGACAGCCGGACCUAUGCCAACGACUGCGAGCGGCAGAAAGCUGAGUGCCAGCAGAGAGCCGCCAUCCCGGUCAAGCACCAGGGCCCUUGUGAUCUUGGCACGCCUAGCCCCUGCCUGAGUGUUGAGUGCACUUUUGGGGCUACCUGCGUGGUGAAGAACCAGGAAGCGGUGUGCGAAUGCCAGCAAGUGUGCCAGAGCAUCUACGACCCGGUCUGUGGCAGUGAUGGCCUCACCUAUGGCAACCCCUGUGAGCUCGACGCCAUGGCUUGCGCCCUCCGGAAGGAGAUUAGGGUGAAACACAAGGGCCCUUGUGACCAUUGUGGGAAAUGUCAGUUUGGCGCCAUCUGCGAGGCAGAGACUGGCAGGUGCAUUUGCCCCACUGAGUGCGUCCCCUCUGCUCAGCCGGUCUGCGGCACGGACGGAAACACCUAUGGAAACGAGUGCGAACUCCACGUGCGGGCCUGCACCCAGCAGAUCAACAUCGAGGUGGCGGCACAAGGCAACUGCAAAACCUGUGGGACUACGACGUGCUCCUUUGGGGCCAUAUGUGUGGGUGGGCAGUGCAUCUGCCCACGCUGCGAGAAGCAACCUUUGGCCCGAGUGUGCGGGAGCAAUGGUGUCACCUAUGACAAUUCAUGCGAGUUGCGGGUGGCGGCUUGUCAGCUGAAAAAGGACAUUGAGAUAUCAAGGACGGGCCCUUGCGAGGAUGAAUGUGGGUCAGGAGGAUCUGGCUCUGGGGACUCCAACGAGUGUGACCGGGACAGCUGCCGACAAUACGGCGGCUCGUGGGAUGAGGAUGUGGAAGAUGACCGCUGUGUGUGUGACUAUACCUGUGGAGCUGUGCCAAGGAAUCCAGUAUGUGGCUCUGAUGGUGUGACCUACGCUAAUGAGUGCGAACUCAAAAAGACACGCUGCGAAAAGCGACAGGAUAUCUAUGUGACGGGUCAGGGCGGCUGCCGAGGAACCACAAUCCUACCUCCUCCACUCCUCCACUGCAGCCAGACCGUUUAUGGGUGCUGCCCAGACAAUGUGACCUUGGCUCUUGGUGUCGGCUCUGCAGGCUGCCCCAGUACCUGCCACUGUAACCCCUACGGUUCCUAUGGAGGCAGUUGUGACCCUGCCACAGGGCAGUGCUCCUGCAAACCUGGCGUGGGGGGCUUAAAGUGUGACCGCUGCGAGCCGGGCUUCUGGAACUUCCGUGGCAUUGUCACCGACAGCAAGAGUGGCUGUACCCCUUGCCACUGUGAUCCCGUGGGCUCGGUGCGCGAUGACUGUGAGCAGAUGACAGGCUUGUGUUCCUGCAAAACCGGCAUCACCGGCAUGAAAUGCAACCAGUGUCCCAACGGAAGCAAGCUGGGAAUGUCUGGCUGUGAGAAAGACCCAUCUGCACCCUCGUCCUGCACUGAAAUGGUGUGUGAGUUUGGGGCGUCCUGCGUGGAAGUAAAUGGCUUUGCACACUGUGAGUGCCCAUCCCCACUCUGCACGGAGGCCAACAUGACCAAGGUCUGCGGCUCGGACGGAGUGACCUAUGGUGACCAGUGCCAGCUGAGGACCAUCGCUUGCCGACAAGGGCAGGUCAUAGAGGUGAAGCACUUUGGCCAGUGCCAAGAAUCCAUCACUCAUGCCAGCCACGCUACACCACCUGCAACCUUGGGACCCCUUCUCCCUCCAACCCCUCAAGCCACCCCCCAGGUUCCUGAGCUGCCCAGGACGCCAGGCAGCUCCCAGCACUUUGAAGUCAAGGCUUCCCCGCAGAGCCACCCAGUCACGCGGCGGAUCAGCACCUCCCCUCGCCCAGCCACAACUGCUUGGACCACGCAUGGUGUCCGCCAGACCACAAUCCGACCUCUGUCGACUGCCCCGGUUGUCCCAGUCACCAGCCAGCCAGCUUACGUUGAGCCAGGCAGCGCAGAAGGCAGUGGGGACCCAGAGAUGGGCAUCAGUGGAGACCAAGAAGGCAGUGGUGCAAGCUCCACCGGGGACGAGGAGAUGGAAGAAGUGAGGGUCACGAGCACCCCAGUUAUAGAGAGGGCCACAUGUUACAACACCCCCUUGGGAUGCUGCUCUGAUGGCAAGACAGCUGCUGCCGACGCAGAGGGAAGCAACUGUCCAGCAACAAAAGUGUUCCAGGGGGUCCUCAUCUUGGAAGAGGUGGAAGGCCAAGAGCUUUUCUACACGCCAGAGAUGGCUGACCCCAAAUCAGAGCUCUUUGGAGAGACCGCCAGGAGCAUCGAAAGCGCGCUGGACGAACUUUUCCGCAACUCUGACGUCAAGAAGGAUUUCAAGAGCAUCCGGGUACGAGACCUGGGCCAGAGCAAUGCUGUGCGUGUCAUCGUUGAGUCUCAUUUUGACCCAGCCACCACCUACACAGCUGCCGACAUCCAGAGGGCCCUUCUGAAGCAGAUCAAAGCCUCCAAGAAGAAAACCAUCCUCGUGAAAAGGCCGCAGCAGGAGAACAUCAGAUUCAUGGACUUUGACUGGAUCCCCCAGCUUUUCACCACCACGACCACCACCACGACGGCCAGCACCAUGGCACCGGCUGCCACCACCACUCGCCACUUCACCACCACCGCUGUUCCCCGGGCCCUGUACCCAGGGAGGUCCAAUGGUAAAGCAACCGGGGCAGUCACCACCAAGAGACCUGUCACUACCGCACCAGCCACCACCGCCAGGAAGAAGCCCAUGCGCCUGACCCCAACCCCAAAGAAGCCGGCACGCCCCUGCGAUUCCCACCCCUGCCUGCACGGCGGCACCUGUGAGGAUGAUGGCCGGGAAUUCACCUGCAGUUGCCCAGCUGGAAAAGGAGGGGCAGUUUGUGAAAAAUCGAUCAGGUACUUCAUCCCCAGUUUUGGAGGAAAAUCCUACCUGGCCUUCAAAAUGAUGAAGGCAUACCACACCGUGCGCAUUGCCAUGGAGUUCCGGGCUUCCGACCUCAGCGGGCUGCUCUUGUACAAUGGGCAGAACCGCGGCAAGGAUUUCAUCUCCCUGGCGCUGGUCAACGGCUUUGUGGAGCUCAGGUUCAACACAGGCUCUGGGACGGGCAUCAUCACCAGCAGAGUGCCCAUUGAGCCUGGCAGAUGGCACCAGCUGGUUGUCAACCGCAAUCGAAGGAAUGGCAUGCUCUCUGUGGAUGGGGAGCCACAUGUCAACGGUGAGAGCCCCAGCGGCACAGAUGGGCUGAAUCUCGACACGGAUCUCUUUGUUGGAGGAGCUCCAGAAGAUCAAAUAGCAGCGGUGGCAGAGCGCACAUCAGUCACAACUGGCCUGAAGGGCUGCAUCCGCCUGCUGGACGUCAACAACCAGAUGUACGACCUGAGGGAGAAGGGCAGCGACGUGCUAUAUGGCAGCGGAGUGGGCGAGUGUGGCAACAACCCCUGCCACCCCAACCCCUGCCACCACGGCGGCCUCUGCCACGUCAAAGAGGCGGAGAUGUUCCACUGCGAGUGCCUCAACGGUUACACAGGGCCAACCUGUGCUGACGAGAGGAACCCCUGUGACCCCAACCCAUGCCACAUCUCUGCCACCUGCUUGGUGCUUCCAGAAGGGGGUGCCAAGUGUGAAUGCCCCAUGGGGCGGGAGGGAGAGUUCUGUCAGACAGUCACAGAGCUGGACCAGACAGUUCCCUUCUUGCCAGAAUUUAAUGGGUUCUCCUACCUAGAGCUGAACGGUCUCCAAGCCUUCGUGCCAGAGCUGCAGGACAAGAUGGCCAUGGAAGUCGUGUUCCUAGCGAAGAACCCGAGUGGCAUGAUCUUCUACAAUGGGCAGAAGACAGACGGCAAAGGGGAUUUCAUCUCCCUGGCUCUUCAUGACGGCUACCUGGAAUAUAGAUACGACCUGGGCAAAGGAGCAGCUGUAAUCAAGAGCAAGGAACCAAUCCCGUUAAACACCUGGAUCAGUGUAUCACUAGAGAGGAACGCACGCAAAGGGGUGAUGAGGAUCAAUAACGGCGAACGGAUCAUGGGAGAGUCUCCGAAAUCCCGUAAGCUUCCUCACACCUCCCUUAACCUGAAAGAACCCCUCUACGUUGGGGGAGCACCCGACUUCAGCAAGCUCGCCCGUGCUGCGGCUAUUUCCACCAGCUUUGAUGGGGCCAUCCAGAGGAUUUCUAUAAAAGGCGUCCCAAUUCUGAAGGAAGAGAACAUCCGUGGUGCCGUCGAGAUCUCUUCCUUCCGCUCCCAUCCAUGCAUCCAGAAGCCCAGCCCUUGCCAGAAUGGGGGGAUGUGUAGUCCUCGCAUGGAAAGCUACGAGUGCACAUGCCAGAGGGGCUCCUUUGGGGUACACUGCGAGAAAGUCAUCACUGAGAAGGCGGCAGGAGACGCGGAGGCCAUUGCUUUCGAUGGCAGGACCUACAUAGAAUACCACAAUGCUGUGACCAAAAGUCCUGAUGCUCUGGACUAUCCCCUGGAUAUCAGUGAGAAGGCCUUGCAGUCGAACCACUUUGAGCUGAGCAUCAAGACCGAAGCCACGCAAGGCCUCAUCCUCUGGAGUGGGAAAGGGCUGGAGCGUUCGGAUUACAUCGCCUUGGCCAUUGUGGACGGCCGCGUACAGAUGACCUACGACCUUGGCUCCAAGCCUAUGGUCCUGCGUUCCACUGUCCCAGUCAACACGAACCAGUGGAUCCAAAUCAAAGCAUACAGAGUGCAUCGAGAUGGGUCCUUGCAGGUUGGCAACGAGGCCCCCAUCACAGGCUCCUCGCCUCUCGGAGCAACUCAGCUGGACACAGACGGGGCUCUUUGGCUGGGAGGACUAGAGAAGCUCAGCGUGGCCCACAAACUCCCCAAAGCCUACAGCACCGGCUACGUCGGCUGCAUAAGAGACGUCACUGUCGACCGUCAAGAACUGCACUUGGUGGAGGACGCUUUAAACAACCCCACCAUAUUACACUGCUCUGCCAAAUAAUAUGGCCUGCCGCCCUCCCUCCCUCUCUCCUCCCUUCCCUUUCCCCACCCCACCCCCCAU
Messenger RNA from Lacerta agilis (Sand lizard), 6331 nucleotides. RefSeq names its product agrin (gene AGRN). Gene Ontology annotation, molecular function: laminin binding; calcium ion binding. The transcript is spliced from 38 exons. Gene Ontology annotation, biological process: G protein-coupled acetylcholine receptor signaling pathway; receptor clustering. Bases 59 to 6271 code for a protein of 2070 amino acids. NCBI's taxonomy places the organism in Eukaryota, Metazoa, Chordata, Lepidosauria, Squamata, Lacertidae. The record is from RefSeq and is a predicted model, not a curated record.